Castor canadensis (American beaver) is the source of this 1876-nucleotide messenger RNA. NCBI's taxonomy places the organism in Eukaryota, Metazoa, Chordata, Mammalia, Rodentia, Castoridae. The record is from RefSeq and is a predicted model, not a curated record.
AAGAGGAAGCUUGUGGGCCAGCAACCUAGUUCUGCCUGUGUUACAGAGAAGAGAAACUGCUAAGGAGAUGAAGCCCUUGACCUUGUUAAUAGAGAUUUUGAUAAUUCUUGGGCUCACAAUGAAAAAUAUUGAAGCAGAAAGAAAUAAUAAAAGACAAAAAGAAACAAAUGUCACCACACAGGUACCAGUGAACAAAGUCAAACAAAUCUUAUCACAUAUACUGGAACAAAGAAAAUUGAGUAAAUUAACUGAUAGAAGAGAAAGUCUCUUAGAAAAAAAGAAAAACCAACAUAAAUUUAAAAUAAAAGGAAUUGAAAAUAAAGAUCUCCUGAAGAGAAGUAAAAAUCAUUUAGAAACGCAAGCCAAGAAAAAUGUCACAGAUGAAGGAGAUGAGCUAUUUAAGAUGGGCAUCAAGAUUCUCCAGGAGUCUAAAAGCCAAAAGCAAAAAACAGAAGCCUACACAGUUUUUGCCAAAGCAGCUGACAUGGGAAAUUUGCAAGCUAUGGAGAAAAUGGCUGAUGCUUUGCUAUUUGGAAAUUUUGGCAUGCAAAACAUAACAGCAGCUAUCCAAUUAUAUGAGUCCUUGGCUAAAGAAGGAUCAUACAGAGCCCAAAACGCAUUAGGAUUUUUGUCUUCCUAUGGAAUAGGAAUGGAAUAUAAUCAAGCCAAGGCACUUAUAUACUAUACCUUUGGAAGUGCUGGAGGAAGCAUGAUGUCCCAGAUGAUUUUGGGAUACAGAUAUUUGUCAGGAAUCAAUGUUCUACAGAAUUGUGAAGUAGCCCUAACUCAUUACAAGAAAGUGGCAGAUUACAUUGCCAACAAAUUGGAGAAAAGUGAAGGUAUUCCAGUGGAAAAAGUGAGACUAACUGAGAGACCUGAAAAUCUGAGUUCUAACAGCGAGAUUUUGGAUUGGGACAUAUACCAAUACUAUAAAUUUUUGGCAGAAAGAGGAGAUGUUCAGAUACAAGUAUCUCUUGGACAAUUACAUUUAAUUGGGAGGAAAGGUCUAGAUCAGGAUUACUACAAAGCAUUGUACUACUUCUUAAAGGCAGCAAAGGCUGGAAGUGCAAAUGCCAUGGCAUUUAUAGGAAAGAUGUAUUUAGAGGGAAAUGCUGCUGCACCACAAAAUAAUGCUACUGCCUUCAAAUACUUUUCCAUGGCAGCCAAUAAGGGCAAUGCAAUUGGUCUUCAUGGACUUGGUCUUCUUCACUUUUAUGGAAAAGGUGUUCCUGUGAAUUAUGCCGAAGCACUGAAAUACUUUCAGAAAGCUGCAGAGAAAGGAUGGCCCAAUGCACAGUUCCAGUUAGGCUAUAUGUACUACUCUGGCUCUGGAGUAUGGAAGGAUUAUAAGCUUGCCUUCAAAUAUUUUUACCUGGCAUCUCAGAGUGGACAGCCCCUCGCCAUUUAUUAUCUAGCUGAGAUGUACGCAAAGGGAACGGGAGUGCUAAGAUCAUGCAGGACUGCUGUGGAGAAAGGGCUAAAGUUCUCAAAAAAGAGAAGAUGUAUCCAAUGGCACUUCUCCUGUGGAAUCGAGCUGCCAUUCAAGGACAUUCACUUGGCCCGGAGACUAUAUGACAGGGCUGCUCAAACAAGUCCAGAUGCUCACAUACCUGUGUUCUUUGCCCUCAUGAAACUGGAAACCGUGCAUCUGCUCCGAGAUGUCCUGUUCUUAAAUUUUACAAUGAGAUGGAAAUGGAUGAACUUGGACCACACCCUUGGACCACACUGGGAUUUAUUUGUGAUUGGUUUAAUUGUUGCCAUGCUGAUCUUCUUGCUUAGAAAUCGUCAUAGGUAGGCUCUGAAUGAUCAGAAAACCUACUCAUGUGUUAUUCCAAGCUACCCUCACUAAAUAAAUAAUUUCCUCAUCCAAAUCAAG